Molecule: messenger RNA, 1559 nt
Organism: Paramecium pentaurelia
Lineage: Eukaryota; Ciliophora; Oligohymenophorea; Peniculida; Parameciidae
Source: the annotation of a GenBank genome assembly
AUGAAUGCUAACCCAAAAGAUGCAUUUUCAGUUUCCUUAUCAAAAUUUCAUCGAAAAAGUGUUCAUUCUUAAAUGGCAAACACAAGUGGAUCCAACUAGCUAAGUGAUGUUCCUAAUACUCCACUUCCAGAAUUAAAAGGUAGAGGAUUGCAAAGUGCAAAGAUUAAAGCAUCCCCCAAAAGAUCUCCUCAUGUUUUAAAAUUUUAUGUUCAUGACGCAUAAUGUAUACUAAAUGAUCCUAUAAAAAAAGCUAAUGUAGUAUUUAGUUUUAUUUAUGGAUAUAGAGAAGAUAUGAGAACUAAUCUGAGUAUGUAUUUGUGGACACUUACUUAGAUGCUUUACAAAUGAUUGCUUAAGAAGAAAAGAAGAUUAAAUAUGCUAAUGGACAGACCAUAUAAUCUGAAGAAUUUUCAGAACAAUAAAUUUCAAUAAAUCCUCAACCUACUUUACCUAAUUUAAUAAGAGAAAGAAUGAGAGUUUAUGCAUAAAGCUAAUAAAAAGAACCUUAAUCUAGUAAUUCUUAAAUUAUAUAUUAGUAGAAUCUCAAUUAGAAUAGAGAUAGCCAAAGAAAGUAAUCAAAACAGCAACAACCCUAAUGACCUAAAAGAUUUUCCCAAACAAACUUACUUUAUCAUUAUCAGUUCAUUAAGCUAUACCCUCUAUAAAAAAUAAAGUUAGCGCUAAAAGAUGGGUCAUGUUUACGAAAUAAAAAAAUGAAAAAUUUUUUAAUAAAUUAGUUGGAUGGCAAGAAUUUUAAAAAGGGGAGGUAGCCAGUAUAACAAAAAUAAUGACUUGUUAUACUACAUUAAUAUUUUUGAAAGAGUAAAAUAUUGAGUCUGAUUAAAUCAAAAUCAAAAUUCCAGGCCAUGCUGAAUGUAUUGAUGGAACAAGUGCCUUUUUAAAUGCAGGAGGUAUACUAACAAUUAAACAAUUACUAUUCGCUCUUAUGUUACCUUCUGGAAAUGAUGCGGCACUGGUUUUGAGUUUUACUAUAGCGUAUUUGAUGAUACUACAAAAGACAGAGAUUUAUUAAUAUAAUCGGUAUUUGAAAGGUGCGAUUAUCGAUAUAGAACCAUAGAUUGAAAGGAGCAAGAAGUUACUUAAGCAUACAUUCCUCGAUCAAAUGAAUAAGCAUGCAAAUUCAAUCAAAAUGGAAAACACAAAUUAUUCAUCUGUUCAUGGUUUGAAUGAUGAAAAAAAUGUAUCAUGUCCUCAUGAUAUUAGGUAUGCUUAUUUCCAUAUUUAUUAGUAAGUUAAUAGAAAAAUGUAUUUAAUUGGAAGUAUUCCUUGAGAUCAUAACAACCAAAAUAUAUAAAACUCAUGCUUUAACUGAUAAAGGGAACAAAUCAACUUUUUAUAAAUGGAAAAAUACAAACAAACUUCUAAAAAAGUCUGGCUGGAUGGGAGUAAAGACAGGAGUUACUCCUAAUGCAGGACCAUGCUUCACAGGAUAUUUUAAAAAUGAUAAUCUAGAAGCAAUAAUCGUUGUUUUGAAUUGUUCAUCGAUGAACUAAAGAUUUAGAGAUGCAGAAGUAUUACUUGUUUCAGCUUAAAAAUGA